AAUAAUGUUAAAAAAAUACGUAAUUGCUAAUUUUACUGAUAAGUAAAACGAUUUUUUUAAAUAAAAUUUGUACGCUUAAUUUUCCCCACCUCUAGAGACCGACGACUAUCGUCAGCUGUUCCUGUUAGUGCUAUAUAACAUGCACAGAUAUUUAUUAAACAUAUCGUACAUUGGCACGGCUUUUCGUGGUAUUCAGAAAACGGUCAACAAGUUACAGCAGCCGCAUCUGGACACCAACACCGUUCAAGGCAGUUUGGAGCUGGCUCUCCGGGUUUUUCAUCCCACAAACGAGAUAAUUACUGUUCUCUCCAGUCGAACAGACGCAGGUGUCCACGCCCUUCACUCUACGGUCCACGUCGACCUACAGAGACCUAAUGGGGAGCCCUACGACACGACCACGUUAACCGGUGUGCUGAACCGAACCCUUGGUAAACAGCGUCUUCCGAUUCGUGUGCUUAGCAGCCAGUUGGUUGCAGACACCUUUCACUGCCGCUACCACGCCACGGGACGAACUUAUUUGUACCGCUUUGCUGUGGCAAAGGAACCGCCCUCGGGAAAUGAUAAUCUCAGAAACAAGGGAUUUGAGACGUUUAUGCCUGUGGAGGAAAUAGAUCGCUGUUAUUUUCUGCAAGCCCCGAGGUUUGAUAUAGAUAGAGUAAAAGCUGCAGCGCAAAUGUUCAUCGGAGUUCACGACUUUCGGACUUUUAUGAGCGUCAGUCGGCAGAAAGGACCAAGUCGAGAUCACCCCAUGUUUACAGUGCGUAAAAUAGACGAAGUCAAUAUACAACCAGGUAAAACGCUCGCUCUUGCUGCAAACGCAACUCUCGCUGCAGAAACUUAUGACUAUUGGGACGUUAAGAUCAAAGCCAAGUCAUUUGUGUACAAGCAAGUUAGGCGCAUUGUCGGCGCAUUGAUUGCCUUUGGAAGCGGGCGCAUCGAUGACAGGUGCCUCUACCAGAUGCUCACCAUUCCCUCAAAGAACUCUUGGGAUCACCGUGUGCUCUUGGCGCCAGCCUGUGGGCUCUACUUGUGCCGGGUGCAUUACAGAGGAGAAGACAACUAA
Drosophila eugracilis is the source of this 1063-nucleotide messenger RNA. RefSeq names its product tRNA pseudouridine synthase-like 1. The transcript has 4 exons. The record is from RefSeq and is a predicted model, not a curated record. Bases 140 to 1063 code for a protein of 307 amino acids. Gene Ontology annotation, molecular function: pseudouridine synthase activity; RNA binding. Lineage: Eukaryota; Metazoa; Arthropoda; Insecta; Diptera; Drosophilidae. Gene Ontology annotation, biological process: tRNA pseudouridine synthesis.